Aspergillus puulaauensis is the source of this 345-nucleotide messenger RNA. RefSeq lists its product as uncharacterized. Bases 1 to 345 code for a protein of 114 amino acids. The record is from RefSeq and is a predicted model, not a curated record. The transcript has a single exon. NCBI's taxonomy places the organism in Eukaryota, Fungi, Ascomycota, Eurotiomycetes, Eurotiales, Aspergillaceae.
AUGGAGUUUUUUCCUGGCGAUUGGUCUACUGGAACAGGUUACAUUCUGUAUACCCAGUUCCUUGCCACCCAUGGCUGGUCUCAAACGAUCGGACGGGCUAUAUCUGCCGACUGGAGUCUUUCGAAGGGUAGGUCUUCUUUUCCCUUGCGAGGACGCCCGGGCAAUGCUUCUUCCCCACUGGCGGUUUCACGUCUCAGUCUGUUACCGGCCGUGCAGAAUCUGAGCAAAUCUGAGCAGCGAUCCCAUGGAAUGGAUCUCGUCCGAACCUGUUCUUUAGCGUAUACUGCACUUGAUCACGGGUCCAACUUGCCCACUUUGAUGCCAAGCCGAACCUCUGGUACCUGA